UUGUGUUUUCUUAUUUUAAGUGUAAAUAGUCAAAAUGUCUCCUUUACCUCCUCAAUUCAAGAACAAAUUCACUUAUUUUAAGAAAAAAUGACUUAUCUAGAUUUCAACUUUUUCCAGUGCAGCUGGAGUCGUUUCCGGAUCCAGUAAUUUUUUUAGUUUCCAGUUUUCUGUUACAUCUCUUGCUGUGCUUUGUGUCACCACUCCUGUAAACCGAUCCAGAAGAGAAGGGAAGGGUUCGCCUACUCCCCACCUGACCAGCUCUGCAUCAUUAAUGAUCAUGUAUCAUUGAUGGUGUUCUCUGAAUGAAGCGCAGCCUCCUCCAAACUGUUCAUCACGCUCCCGUCCUCAGGGCUCUAUCUUCAGCUGAGAGCUUCCAUCCAGGUGAAACGUCCCAGAUGGUCGUACCCGGUGGAGCUGCUCCCCCCAUGACUGUCAUCGGCUUGGCCGUUAACCGGCUGUGGCCGGUUGGAUCCGUCCAGAGGAGAUCCCAGCUGGUGUCUGGCUCUGUGAGGCCGGCGCGCAGGAGCAGAGCCCCUCUGAGGCUGCCCUCUCUGGAGGCUGCAGCCAAAGGACCGGGCAGGGGGACCGGCACGGACCGCCUCAGCCAGCCGUCCCUCUUCGAUCCGGGUCAGCACGUCCUGUCAGAGGGCCUCCCAGGGAGCCAUCGCCCCAACAUUUUACAGAUACCACCUCUACCCCCUCUGUCCACAAGCAAACCCUCCCCCCUGCCGCCCUGCAGGAACUGCAGCCAAAACCAGACGCAGAACGGAACGCUUAAUUUCUCCGAAGCUAUCCAGCCCUCUGCCCGGCCAAGACCGGCCAGACGACACUCAGACAACCCGACGCUGAGCUCUGAGGUUCUGCAUGGCGACCCCCAGCGCCGUGGCUCCCCGCCCUCCCAGGAUGAAGCUCCGUCUGUGGUGGAGAAGCCAGGCUUUCUGAGCUGCAGCCCUCAGCCUGCCGACACCGCUGGACAUCCAGGUCGAGCUCAGCUUCACGUCUAUCUACCCAGCGAGGCUGAUGGAGAGGAGGAGGAUGAGGAAUCUGUAGAUGAAGGAUUCAUGGAUGAACUGGACAUCAGGAUAACAUCUCUGAAGCUUCAGGAAGUCCCACAGACCAUAACUAACCAGCCUUGGCAAAACAUGCGCAUCCCAGACCUUCAGGUUUAAAAUGGAGUGUCCCGGCACAGAACCUCAUUCAGUUUGUGGACAUUGACCUCUGACCCCACCAGGAUAUCUUCCAUC
Cyprinodon variegatus (sheepshead minnow) is the source of this 1244-nucleotide messenger RNA. RefSeq lists its product as uncharacterized. The record is from RefSeq and is a predicted model, not a curated record. The coding region runs from base 303 to 1169 and encodes 288 amino acids. The transcript has 2 exons. Lineage: Eukaryota; Metazoa; Chordata; Actinopteri; Cyprinodontiformes; Cyprinodontidae.